AUGUCUGUCAUUCUAGCAUCUGCUGGGUACGAUCACACGAUCCGGUUUUGGGAUGCCUUAACAGGAGUGUGUUCCAGGACUAUUCAGCACACAGACUCCCAAGUGAACCGAUUGGAAAUCACUUCUGAUAAGCGCUUCUUAGCUGCUGCAGGAAACCUUAACGUUCGUUUAUAUGAUAUCAAACAGGCAGGCUCUUCUGGAGGUAACACAAUGGGUACUCCUUCUGCUUCUGGAGCUGGAGGCACCGGGAAUGGGAGCAGCUCAAAUUCAAAUCCCGUAAUGACUUUUGAAGGACACAACGGCAAUGUCACACUGAUAGCUUUCCAAAUUGAAAACAAAUGGAUGGUCCUGUCAUCUGAAGAUGGAACAGUGAAGGUUUGGGAUGUUCGUUCCCCUUCGGUUCAAAGAAACUAUAAGCAUUACUGUCCGGUUAAUGAGGUCGUCAUCCAUCCCAACCAAGGUGAACUCAUAAGUUGUGACCAUGAUGGUAACAUUCGAAUCUGGGAUUUGGGAGAGAACCAGUGUACGCAUCAUCUUAUUCCAGAGGAUGAUGUUCCUAUCAAUUCUCUUUCGGUAGCCAGUGACGGAAGCAUGCUUGUGGCUGGAAAUAAUAAAGGCAAUUGCUACGUUUGGAAAAUGCAGAACCAAAAGGACAUUACAUCGUUAACUCCAGCUACUAAGUUCAGGUCUCAUCUGAAGUAUAUCACUAGGGUGGUGCUCCUGACGGACAUGAAGCAUUUAGCUACUUGCUCUGCGGACCACACAGCUAGAAUUUGGCUGACAGAGCAGAACUUUGCAUUAGAAACCACAUUACAAGGACAUCAAAGGUGGGUGUGGGACUGUGCGUUUAGUGCUGACAGUGCUUACUUGGUGACCGCAUGCUCUGAUCACUAUGUUCGUCUUUGGGACCUCUCCAACAGUGAAACUGUUAGACAUUACAAUGGUCACCAUAAAGGAGCAGUUUGUGUUGCAUUGAAUGAUGUUUAA
Molecule: messenger RNA, 987 nt
Organism: Candidozyma haemuli
Lineage: Eukaryota; Fungi; Ascomycota; Pichiomycetes; Serinales; Metschnikowiaceae
Product: TOR complex subunit
Exons: 1
Coding region: 1-987 (328 amino acids)
Biological process (GO): regulation of actin cytoskeleton organization; TOR signaling
Cellular component (GO): TORC1 complex; TORC2 complex
Molecular function (GO): protein binding
Source: RefSeq, a predicted model, not a curated record